Schizosaccharomyces cryophilus OY26 is the source of this 1987-nucleotide messenger RNA. RefSeq names its product SAGA complex subunit Ada2. The record is from RefSeq and is a predicted model, not a curated record. NCBI's taxonomy places the organism in Eukaryota, Fungi, Ascomycota, Schizosaccharomycetes, Schizosaccharomycetales, Schizosaccharomycetaceae. The transcript has 2 exons. Bases 413 to 1714 code for a protein of 433 amino acids. Gene Ontology annotation, cellular component: SAGA-type complex; nucleus. Gene Ontology annotation, molecular function: chromatin binding; protein binding; zinc ion binding. Gene Ontology annotation, biological process: chromatin remodeling; regulation of transcription by RNA polymerase II.
UUCUAUGCGAACUGGAAGCGUAAGCAAACUACGGACUCAUUUUAAGUUGAAGGGCUCCUCAACCUUGGUUUGAGAUUUCUGGUAAACCUCAAAAUAUCGUCUGAAGAUUGGUGCCUUUCAUGAAAAAACGAUAGAGUUAGGGAUCACUUGUUUUUGGCCGUUUUUAAAGACGAAGUCUGAUCAGGAUUGCCUUGUGGUGUUGACAAUUCCCGAUAUCGGAAUUUCUGGUUUUCCACCAUGAUUUUUUUCAAAAAAUUCGGCAGCUCUUUUUGAGUAAUUCUAUCUACUUUUCCUAGUAGGGUUCUUACAAUUUAUCGAGUUUAUUUGGUUUUCAUCUCUCCUACCCAACCUGACCGUACCACGGGAUUUUGCUCCACCAUAGUGGAACAGAAAAUUUUCGCUCCCCUGCAGGAUGCCGCCUCAAAAGUAUCAUUGUAAUGUAUGUGCACAAGAUAUAACAAGGAUGAUUCACAUUAGAUGCGCGGAAUGUGCCGAUUUUGAUUUGUGCAUUCCCUGCUACACUUCUGGAGCUUCCUUCGGCAACCACCAGCCAAGUCAUCCAUAUCGUAUUAUAGAGACGAAUUCCUAUCCUAUCUUUACAGAAGACUGGGGUGCAGAUGAAGAGCUUUUGCUGAUUGAUGCAUGUGAGACGUUGGGUUUGGGGAACUGGUCAGAUAUCGCCGAAUAUGUAGGAAACGGCCGUACGAAGGAAAAUUGUAGGGAUCAUUAUAUAAACACAUAUGUUGAAACAGAAAACUAUCCCCUUUCCAACAGUGAGUUUAAUGGAUCCAUAGACAGAAUAGCCUUUGCUGAACAAAAGCGGGCUCGCAUACAAAAAUUCGAACCUCCUCCAGCGAUUCCCCCAAAACCGUUAGCAUCAACCCCACAGUGCCAUGAAAUUCAAGGAUACAUGCCUGGUCGCUUGGAAUUUGAUCAAGAGUACAUGAAUGAAGCCGAAGUCUCUGUCAAAGAUAUGAACUUUGAGGAAGAUGCGUCAGAAUCCAAACAACAAGAAGAACAUAUAAAGCUUACUAUGAUGAAUAUUUAUAAUUCUCGUCUAACAAGUCGUGCAAUCAGGAAACAAGUCAUCUUCACUCAUAACUUAUUAGAUUACCGGAGGUUGCAAGCUAAUGAAAAGCGUCUCUCUAAAGAAGAACGUCUGCUACUAAAUAAAACAAAAGUUUUUGCUCGAGUACUUUCAGGAGAGGAUUAUCGAACGUUUUUACAGGGCUUAUUUGAACAAGUUGCUCUUGUAAAACGCAUACAAGAAUUACAGGAAUGGAGGCAGGUUGGACUUACUACCCUUGAGCAAGGACUUCGUUACCAACGCGAUAAAACGCAAAAGAUGUUGAUUAGCAGGGCGACUAGUGGUUUAAUACGCCAAAAUAAACCUAUAACUUCUAUAGACCCACCAAUUCCAUUUCGGAUUCGGGAUAUUCAAAAGUUUGCCAAACAACCUAUUCCUGUUCCCUCAUUUCCUACUUCUGCUGACCGUCAUCUUCUCUCCGACGAGGAGCAUUCAUUAUGUCUGCAAUUGCAAAUUUUCCCAAAACCCUUUUUGGCUUUAAAAUACGCUUUAAUUUCUGCUUCCCUUAUUUCAAAAAAACCUUUCUCUAAAGACGAUGCUAUUCAACUAUUAAAGCACGUCGAUCACACAAAGGUAGAACAAUUAUACGAUUUUUUUAAACGGUUUAAUUGGAUCACUGCACCUUAACUCGAACACAUUCCCCUUCUCUAAUGUUCUAAUUUUCUGUUCGUUCUUUUGAGCAACUAAUCACUUGUUAAACUUCUUUUGGAUGCAAAAACUUCCCAUGUAUAUUUAGUUCUAUAUUCUUCUACGGUCUGUUAAAUAAUUCACUUUCACAAUGCAUAUAGAUUUCAUGCACGAUUAUCUUUCUAAGCGACGUUUGUGUAAGAUCAAUGCUACUUUAAGGUUUCUUCCUUAUAUAAAAAAAAAAUACCAUGUAAUUGCAAGGUACAGAUUUCA